Drosophila arizonae is the source of this 7543-nucleotide messenger RNA. It is a transcript of the gene sbb, whose product is annotated as scribbler. Gene Ontology annotation, biological process: regulation of transcription by RNA polymerase II. Gene Ontology annotation, cellular component: nucleus. The record is from RefSeq and is a predicted model, not a curated record. NCBI's taxonomy places the organism in Eukaryota, Metazoa, Arthropoda, Insecta, Diptera, Drosophilidae.
UUUUGAAAAUGAACAGUUUGGCCCGAGGGCCGAGGCCCUGCGUCUCCACCCUCUACGCGACAGUGCGGCAGCAGUGCAACAUCAACGAUAGCUACUACAAGAAUAAAAGCAUCAACACGCAGAAGAUCAGCAACACUGGCUGCAACACACUAAAAAGUACGUUCCUAGGCACAAUUGGCAGUACUUUGGGCCCGCACAGUGCGGCCGCCCGAUCGUUUGCGUCUGCAUGGAGUCAAUGAGACGUAACGAGGCGAACACUAGCCACCACCCGAAUAAGGUGGCCCUGAAUAGCAGCAACGUAGCAACGGAAAGCAAUAUUAAGAGUAAAUUGUUAGCUAAUUUAAGUGCGGCAAACGCAACAACAACGAUAGCAGCAGGAAUAGCGGCUACAACAACAGCAGCAGCAACAACAACAGCGGCAGCAGCAACGACAGGAGCAGCAGCAACGACAACGGCAGCCACAAACCAAGCAUUGAAUUUCAAUAACAAAGUGAAGGCAACAACAGCAACGAAUAAUUUGCAAGGCAACAGUGCGAUUAAGAAGCAUACGAAAUUGAUUGGCGCUAGCAAAGCAAACGCUGGAAAUACAACGACAGCAAACAACUCAACAGCGUCGGCCAGUAGCAGCAGCAGCAGCGCAUCAAAUUCAAGUGAAUCAAAGGACACAAACUUUGAGUACGAGGACGAGUGGAAUAUUGGCGGCAUACCAGAACUGCUGGACGAUCUAGACGCUGACAUCGAAAAGUCGGCGGAGCAUUCGGGUGGUGGCAACCAAACGACUGCAACACCAACAACUCCAGCAGCAGCAGCAGUAACAUCAACAACAACGACAACGCUAAAUGCUAAACAAGCUAACAGCACAGCAGCAGCAUCCUCAUUAUCAACAGCAGCAGCAGCAGCAGCAGCAGCGGCAGCUCACAAAUCGCACAAGACCACAUUGCAUAGCAAUUUGUCGGCCACAUCGCCAACCACAAUUAAGUUCACACGCCAGCCCAUUGCCAGCAGCGGCAGCGCCAACGCAACGCCAGCAGCGGCAAUAGCAGCUAGUAGCAACACUAGCAACAGCAACAACAACAGCAGUAGCACCAACAGCUCAGCUGUGCUAUCUAGUAGCAAGGGAUCGUCCUCUUCCACGGGCAAACAUCAUCAUCACCACCAUCACCAUCAUCAUCAUCAUCAUAGCACAGCUAGCAAGGGCUACAAAUCAGCAUUAGUGGCACAGCUAAACAGCCCUGGUCUCAAUCACAACAACAACAACAAUCAUCAACAAACAAAAAACAACAACACCAGCAGCAGCAGCAGCCACAACAACAUCAACAACMCAAACAGCAGCAGCAGCAGCGCAGCCAACGCAGGCACCGGCAGCACAUUGUCCUCCUCGACAUUUGCCGGCUUCUCCAAAGGCGGCAAUUUGGUCUCUUCCUGCGUCAGUCAGUCUUCCACUACAGCAGGCGGCAGCAGCAGCAGCAGCAGCAGCGGCAGCAGUAGCGGCGGCGGCAGCGGCAGCGGUCAGCAGCAAGCUAAACUCUCCGCUGGCGGUAUGUCCUCGCAGGCAGGCAGCAACACUAGCAACAGCAACAACAACAGCGGCAGCGGCAACAGCAGCAGCAACAAUAGCAGCAGCGGGAACAACAACAGCAGCAGCAUAGGCAGCAACACAAUUGGUGGCGCCACAGUCGGUGGCCAAGGUUCGCAAAGCGGCAGCGGUAAAUCGAGCGCAAAAAUGUCCAUUGAUCAUCAGGCAACGCUCGAUAAAGGACUCAAAAUGAAGAUCAAACGCACGAAGCCCGGCACCAAAAGUUCCGAGGCCAAACACGAAAUAGUCAAGGCCACAGAUCAACAGCAGCAGCAGAACGGUGCGCUGGGCAACAGCAGCUCGAACAGCAGCAGCCAGCAGGGCAGUAGCAACAGCAGCAAUGCCAAUGCGUCUUCCCUCAGCAACAAUUCAAGCAGCAGCAGCAGCAGCAACAACAACUCGGGCAACUCUUCCGGCUCGAACAGCAGCAGCAGCAGUGGCAGCAGCAGCAAAAAGCAUCUCAACAAUUCCAGCAGCAGCAGCAGUAGCAGCAGCAACAACAACAGCAACAAUAACAACAACAGUAGCAACAGCAAUGCCAAUCCAAAUAAUACGCACGGCAGCAACAGCAGUAGCAGCAGCAGCAGCAACAACAACGCACAGUCAACGCCGCAGGGCAACAAGCGAGGGAGCUCUGGGCAUAGGCGCGAGAAGACAAAGGAUAAGAACGCACAUUCCAAUCGCCUCAGCGUAGACAAGUCAGCUGCAUCGGCAGCUGGUGAAAAAGACACGCCCGAAAAGAACGCCAGCAACAGCAACAGCAAUAGCAACAGCAGCAGCAGCAACAACAACAACAAUAACAACAGCACCAGCAACAGCAACAAUUGCCAGUGCAAUGGAGAUGUUGCUGCGGGCUCAGCGCCGCCGUGCUCACAUCAUGCCUGCAUACGCCGCAGCAUGGGCAACAACAACGGCAGCAACAAUGCCACAGCCACGGCUGUGCCGCCCGGCGUAUUUACGCCCUCUGCCGGCUCGCCGGCUGCUGUGGUCUCGGCGGCCGCCUCGCUGCUGGCUGCCACAACAGCGGCCAGCAAUGCCUCGCAGUCAGCUGCGGGCAAUGGCAGCGGCAGUGGCUUGAAUGCUGGGGCUGCCAAUGCGCCUGGGCCGCCGGGCAAGGAUGCAAGCAUUAAGAUAUCCUCACACAUUGCCGCACAGCUGGCCGCAGCGGCUGCAUCAUCCAGCGGUGGCGGCAACAGCAAUGCCAGCAACAGCAGCAGCGGCAACAACAACAACAGCAACAACUACACGGGCAGCCAGAGUGGUUCAGCUGCGGCGGGCGGUGCAAAUGCCGCAAAUGCCGUCGCAGGCAGCAAUGCUGACAGCAAGGCGGCCAGCCUGGCACAGGCCAAGCUAAUGGCGCCCGGCAUGAUCUCAGCCACCAUGCACCACACGAUUUCGGUGCCCGCCAGCAGCAGCAACAGCGGCGGUGUCGGCGUUGGUGGUGGUGCCGCCGAUGAGGGGAGCUCAUCGCCGCCUGCCAAACGUGCCAAGCAUAGCGACAACAGCAAGGACAUGGUCGACAUCUGCAUUGGCACCUCGGUGGGCACCAUCACCGAGCCGGACUGCCUCGGCCCCUGCGAGCCCGGCACCUCGGUCACCCUCGAGGGCAUCGUGUGGCACGAGACCGAGGGCGGCGUGCUCGUCGUGAAUGUGACGUGGCGCGGCAAGACCUAUGUGGGCACCCUGCUCGAUUGCACCCGACACGAUUGGGCUCCUCCAAGAUUCUGUGAUUCACCAACUGAAGAAUUAGAUUCUCGUACUCCAAAGGGACGCGGCAAGCGCGGACGCAGCGCAGGUCUGACGCCCGAUCUGAGCAACUUUACCGAAACCAGAAGCUCGAUCUACUUCUCGCAUGCCCAGGUGCACUCGAAGCUGCGCAAUGGCGCUACCAAGGGACGCGGUGCGACGCGUAGCGCCACUGGCAAUGCGACCAAUAGCGGCAGCUCGUCGGGCAAUGGAGGCGGUGGUGGUGCCACGCCCAGCACCUCACCGACAGCAUUUCUGCCGCCGCGGCCCGAGAAGCGCAAGUCGAAGGACGAGGCGCCAUCACCGCUCAACGGCGAGGCCGGCGACGGUGCCGGAGGCAUGGUGAGCAUGGUGAAUGCCAGCGGCAUUCCCAUCUCGGCCAGCGGCGGUGGCCUGGCCACCCAGCCGCAGAGCCUGCUCAAUCCAGUGACCGGACUCAAUGUGCAAAUCAACACAAAGAAAUGUAAGACUGCCUCGCCCUGCGCGAUCUCACCGGUGCUGCUCGAGUGCCCCGAGCAGGACUGCAGCAAGAAGUACAAGCACGCCAACGGGCUGCGCUACCAUCAGUCGCAUGCGCACGGCGCCAGCGGCAGCAGCAGCGGCGGCGGCGGUGUCAGCUCCAUGGACGAGGACUCCAUGCAGGCGCCCGAUGAGCCAGCAACGCCGCCAUCGCCGCUGCCAGCAGUGGCAGCAGCAGCUGCAGCGGCGGCGGCGGCAGCGGCGACUCCAACAGUUGCCGCUAACGGAGCAGCCACCCCAACAGCACCACCAGCCACAACACCAACAGCAGUAUCGCCUUCAGCCGCAGCCGCAGCAACAGCAGCAGCAGUGCCUGUUGCUACUACUGCAGCAGCAGCGGCAGCGGCAGCAGCAGAGGCAAACGGCGCAACAGCAAAUGGCACUGCAUUGCCAGCUGCUGCAGGCGCAGCCACAGAUCCAGUAGCUGCUGCUGCUGCUGCUGCAGCGGCUGUUGCUGCUGUUGCUGGUGUGGCGGCACCAUUGCCAGUGUUGCCGCUGGUUGUCACGACAGCUGCCGUGCCACAGCCACCGCCAGCAACGCCCACACAAGCGCAGCCAGCAGCAGUGUUGCCAUCCGGUGGCAUGCCUGGCAGCCAACCCAUUGCAGGCGGCAGCAUCACGGCCGGCAUCUCCACACAGGCGCUGUCCCAGCAUCAGCUGCUGGGCGGACUCGUCGGCGCCGGACUGCCGGCAAUGCUAUCCGAGCAGCAGCAGCAGGCGCUGCUACAGCAGGGRGCAUUAAAAGCGGGCGUCUUACGCUUCGGUCCACCUGAUGCGGCAGCUCUGCAGCAACAGCAACAGCAGCAGCAACAGCCGCCGCCUGGCGUUAACACGCAGCAGUCGCUGCCUGGACAGAGUCCACUGCGUCCGCCCAGUCUGUCGCAGGAUCCGCAACAGCCACCCGCCGGCGGCUAUGUGCCACAACAGCAACAGCAGCCGCCGCCAGGGCUGAAGAGCUCGCCUGGCUUUGGGCCUGCUUCGGUGGGCGCCAGCAGCAAGCAGAAGAAGAACAGGAAAUCGCCUGGUCCGGGCGAUUUCGAUGGCAGUGUUUCGCGCGAGGAUGUGCAGAGUCCAGCGUACAGUGAUAUCUCGGAUGACUCCACGCCCGUUGCGGAGCCAGAGCCGCUGGACAAAUCGCAGCCGGUCAAGCAUAUUGAGCUGCUUGGCAAGAAACCCAGCGAGGUGGGCGUGCCACCAGCGCCAACGCCCAAUAUACCGCCCUCGCUGGCCGGCUAUGGCAUGUAUCAGUUCUAUCCGGCGGCACAGCAGCAGCAGCAGCAGCAACAACAACAGCAGCAACAGCAACAACAGCAGCAGCAACAACAGCAACAGCAAUUGCAACCACCGCCGCUGCCACAGCAACCGCAGCCACAGUACAUGGUGCAACCCGGUCCGGAGGCACUGCAACCAGGCAAGCAGCAACUGCAACAGCCGGGGGCACCGCCAGCUACCUCACAGACGCCACAGUCGCAUCUGUUGGCGCCGCCCGCCCAGCAGGCUGUCGGCCACCUGACCGACUACAGCAACAAGAACAAGGAGCCGCCAUUGGACCUGAUGACAAAGCCACAAUCACAGCCAAGUGGCCCACCGCAGCAGCAGCAGCAGCAGCAGCCCGACAACAACGGCAAGGACAACGGUCCACCCCCAUCGCAGCCGGCGCAGGUGCAACCGCCGCCGGUUAAUCUCAGCGCUGUGGCUGGACCACCUGGCGGUCUGCCGCCUGGUAUUGCUGGGCUAGCGGGUCUAGGCGGACCAUCGCCUGCCAAGGCUCUGGGUCAUUUCUAUCCCUACAACUUCAUACCGCCGGGCUAUCCUUACAGCGUAGAUCCCAACUUUGGACCCGUUUCGAUUGUGGCCUCCGAGGAGGCCGCCAAGCUAGGCGGUCAUCCUGGUUUGCCGCCCAGCUCGCAGGCACAACAACAGCAGCAGCAGCAGCUCGCCGGCAUUAGCAUCAAGGAGGAGCGCACCAAGGAGAGUCCCAGCCCGCAUGAUAACCCCAAGCAUAUGCCGCCACAGCAGCAGCUGCUGAGCAACAAGCUAAUCAAACAGGAGCCAAUGAUCAAGCAAGAGAUCAAACAGGAACCCAAUCAGCAGCCACCGCCGCCAACGCAUCAGCAGCAGCAGCAGCAGCAACAACAACAGCAGCAGCAGCAGCAACAACAGCAGCCACCGCCACAGCCACAGCAGCCACAUGCACUGCAUCCAAAGGAUCUGCAGGCGCUGGGCGCUUAUCAUCCAAGCAUCUAUCAGCGUCAUUCCAUGAGCCUGGCGGCAGCAGCGCGCGAGGAUGAGCUGCGACGCUACUAUAUGUUCUCGGAUCAGCAGCGGCGUCAGAAUGCUGCAGCUGUUGCAGCGGCACAGAAUGCUUCCGGCAUGCAACCGCAUCCUGGAAUGCCGCCCCAGCAUAAAGAUGAGUCCAGCUUAAGCUCGCAACAGCAGCAGCAACAACAACAGCAGCAGCAGCAGCAACAGCAACAACAGCAACUAUCGCUAGCACAUCAGCAGCAAGCGUUGCAACAGCAUCACCAGCAUAUGCAGCAGCAGGCGCAGCAGCAACACCAGCAGCAGCAGCAACAGCAGGCGCAACAGCAGCAGCAACAACAGCAGCAGCAGCAACAACAGCAACAGCAGCAGCAGCAACAACAGCAGCAGCAGCAACAGCAACAACAGAAGCUUAAGCAAUCGCAAGCCAAUGCGGCAGCCAAUAACAAGGCAACCAACCUGACCAAGGACUCGCCCAAGCAAAAGGGCAACAGCGCCGCCGACGAUGAUCAGCAGCAGCAGCAGCUGAAGGUGAAGCAGGAGGGCCAGAAACCUACCAUGGAAACGCAAGGUCCGCCGCCACCGCCUACAUCGCAAUACUUCCUGCAUCCCUCGUACAUUUCGCCUUCGCCAUUUGGCUUCGAUCCCAAUCAUCCGAUGUACCGCAAUGUGCUGAUGUCCGCAGCUGGGCCAUACAAUACGCCGCCGUAUCAUUUGCCCAUAACGCGCUAUCAUGCGCCCGAGGAUCUGUCGCGGAAUACGGGCACCAAGGCGCUGGACGCACUGCAUCAUGCGGCCAGCCAGUACUACACCACGCACAAGAUCCAUGAGCUGAGCGAACGUGCACUCAAAUCUCCCACCAGCGCCAGCGGACCGGUCAAGGUCAGCGUCAGCAGCCCCAGCUUGGGUCUGCCGCAACCGGGCGGCGGACCUGGCAACGGUGGGCCCGGCUCUGGACCCAGCGUGCUGGGCGGUCCAGGUCCCAAUCCGCCCGGCUCGGCGCCAGGCAGUGCAGGCGGUGUUCCACUGAAUCUGCAGCCACCGCCCGGCAGCCUAGGCGGCCCGCCGUCCAACAAACCAGACAUGGCUGGCCAAAAAUCGCAUGGCGUGGCGCCCGGCGCAGCACUCGAUGCCCACAAGCAGCCGCUACCUGGUGCACCGCCCAUCGGUGCCGGCCCCGCUGGCAAUGGAGCUGUAGGAGUGGCCGGCGGCGGUGCUGGCAAUGGUGCUGCUGGUGGUGCUGGUGCCGCCGAUUCGCGAAGUCCGCCGCCGCAGAGACAUGUGCACACACACCAUCAUACGCACGUCGGCCUCGGCUAUCCCAUGUACACGGCGCCCUAUGGAGCGGCCGUUUUGGCCAGCCAACAAGCGGCUGCAGUAGCUGUGAUAAAUCCAUUUCCGCCGGGUCCGACAAAAUGAGAACAACUGAACGGCAGCAAC